Molecule: messenger RNA, 1806 nt
Organism: Sycon ciliatum
Lineage: Eukaryota; Metazoa; Porifera; Calcarea; Leucosolenida; Sycettidae
Product: ankyrin repeat and MYND domain-containing protein 2-like
Exons: 12
Coding region: 160-1287 (375 amino acids)
Molecular function (GO): protein binding
Source: RefSeq, a predicted model, not a curated record
CACUCGUUUGACUUCGUUUCCACUGAGUGAAGUUUUGGAGAAAAAUGAAAAAUGAAAGAACUUUUCAACUAACUUAGCAGGUUACCAGAUCGAUUGGAGUAAGUGAAGUAAAAUGCAGUCGGGUAGAAGUUAUCCAAUUUAGUAGAAGAAGUGAGCGACAUGGCAGUUGCUUCACCCGACCUUGUCAAAGUUAUCCAGGAAGGCGGGGUUGAUGAUGUUCGCAAACACCUGGCUGACAACCCAGCACCCAUUGACAGUGCAGAUGAGGAUGGCAUGACAUUGCUUAUGCAUGCCGCAUACAAAGGCAAAGUCGACACGUGCAAGCUGCUUCUGGCACGCAAGGCAGAUGUCAACUGGAGCAAGCAUGAACAUGGGUACACUGCGCUGAUGUUUGGAGCCAUGAGUGGAUCUACAGAGGUGGCACGGAUCUUACUAGAAGCCGGUGCCAACCCGAACAAGCAGAACAACAUUGGCCGCAACGCCGCACAGCUGGCUGCGUUCAUUGGGCACAGUGCAGUUGGUCUGGUCAUAAACAGCUUCUUUCAACGAUCCACGCUGGACUACUAUUCCGUACCACACGGGGUGGAGACACAACCAAAGCUGCCUCCGUAUGUGGUAUCACCACUGUACGAGCUCCUCUCCACAACCAAUAUUCAUCCAAUCAAUCUACUGUUCUGCAUUCAAAGCAACCCUGAAUUGCUCCAUGAAGUCAAGAAGGUUCGAGCUGUCAUUGAGCUUCUUGUGGAGAAGCAGUACAAGGAGCUAGUCAAUGAAGUACUCAGCAUCAAGUUUCAUCUCAUCAGUGCGGUGCUACAGUUUGCAGCCAAGGCAUCGGCUUCGGACACCGACACUGGCCCCAAUAGCAUCGAUGCUAAGAUCAAAAUAUUAUUGCGAGGGCGUGAGGAAGACGGGUUUCCAGCGUUCAUGGAAGCGUUUCUUCGGCAAUCGAUUCGCGACUACCCGUACCACACAUCGGUGAUGUUGGAACAGCUGGUCAGGACGAUAUCGCCCGUCAAAGUGGGUGAUAGCCCGACAUCUCUGAGAGCCCUACACUCGCUGCUGUUUGGCCUACAAAUGUAUGAUGAGUCCAAACACUGUGUUACCUGCGGAACAGGCCAGAAUGUUCGCCGCUGUACGGGAUGUAGCCAGGUCUCCUACUGUGGCCGAAAAUGUCAGUCUCUACACUGGUUCACGCACAAGAAACAUUGCAAAGCUGCAGCCAGUAGCAGCAGCGGCAGCAGCAAGAAGAAACCCUCAUCAAGCACAGGGGCAACGAGCAGUUCUUGACAGGCCGCCUUGGUGUCAUCAUGGAUAGCUGUCCCUGUACAGUUCAUGCCUUGAUACCAUGGCUAGAGUUGCUUGUACAGUUCAUGCUCCAUGGGUUAUGACGCCGUGUAGGUCUGGUCCUAAUCGAUGACGUCCGGAACACACCCAGUAAUAACCAAAAGGAGGGCCAUGAAGACAGUGGACAUCACCGAGCCUCUUAGCCUAUUUUUGUUGAAAGAUCUUUUUAGACAUUAUGUGCAUGUUCUAUCAUAGAAUAUACACACAAGUUAGGUACCGUUUAGUCCAGUUGUUCCUGGAACUGGAUAUACCGUAUAGAACUACUCGUUCACCUGCUGUAGGUUAGUAGUAGUGUUUGUCUGGAACAGAAUGCUGGACGUUUUGCUCCGACAUCGCCUCGGAGUGCUUUUUGCAACAACAAAAGAACUUGCGUAAGCGCUUGACCUGGUUUUGUUUUCAAUUACUUUUCAUGCUGGCGAUGCGCAGCACGUCACGUUACAAUGUAGUGUUGUUUUCAUUGCA